This is a messenger RNA of Mollisia scopiformis, 915 nucleotides long. RefSeq lists its product as uncharacterized. Lineage: Eukaryota; Fungi; Ascomycota; Leotiomycetes; Helotiales; Mollisiaceae. Bases 1 to 438 code for a protein of 145 amino acids. The record is from RefSeq and is a predicted model, not a curated record. Gene Ontology annotation, molecular function: carbon-sulfur lyase activity. The transcript is spliced from 2 exons.
AUGGCACAUGGAUCUUGUAUUUGUGGAGAUGUGAAAUACUCCUUCACUGGAGAACCAAUUUCCCAGGCAAUCUGCCACUGCAUCCCUUGCCGCAAAGUCUCCGGCGGUGCUUUCACCACCAACAUCCUCGUACAAAGCACAUCCUUCACCCUCUUAAGCGGAGCCGAGAAGUUGAAAACCUAUGCUCUCAAACACCCGGCCGGCAUGACCCUUACAUACCAUUUCUGCGAGACCUGCGGAACGAAGAUCUAUAAGGAGGGAGACGCUGAUGCUUUCAAGGGCGUGUUCAUUGUGCAAGCUGGAACGCUGGAUAGUGCUGAGGGAGAGAAGGAGAUGGGGCUUAAGGAUGUGAAGAUUGGGGCUGAGCUCUGGGUUAAGGAGCGUGUGGGUUGGUUAGGAGAGCAGCCGGGAGCAGUUCAGUGCCAGGAGUUUUCUUGAGUGUUGUGAGCGAUGAGUAGAGUCAACAGACGAAUUGGGAGGAAAGAAACUUAUGUUCAGAUCUUGAAACGAGAAAAAUCCAUUUUCAGGACCUAGAUUUAUGAAUCGGUAGGAACAUUAGAGAGCCUUAGGCAUUUGCCCUCCUCAUCACUCAUUGCUUGCAUAUCAUUUCUGAAUAGACUAUACUAGGGAACUGGAAAACGCAGCCGUGAAGCUUAUGGUUGGGAAUACACGGAAAGACAGACAAGAUAACGAUAUCUGACUGUGUAAAAGGUGAGCUGGGUGCGAAUGUUGCCCCUAAGCUCAGAACAGAAAUCCACAGCAGAUGCGAACCAAAAAUUUGAUUGAAGCACUCUAAUAACUUGAGGAAAAGAGAUGCUCUCGAAUUUGUUCAAAGCACGCAGGUAUUACUCAACACGAAAAGACCGGGAUAAGUUCCCGAGCACUACUCAAGUAAGAUUAGGCCUGGGUAACGAU